UCGAUCUUUUACAUAAUCUUUUGUGGUAAAGCUCUGUUCUUGAGGUGAUGGGGGAAGAGAAAGCUGAAGUUCUUGAAGCUGUGUUGAAGGAGACUGUAGAUUUGGAAAGCAUCCCCAUAGAAGAAGUUUUUGAGAAUCUCAGAUGUACCAACGAAGGUCUCACCAGUUUUGCUGCUCAAGAAAGAUUAGCCAUUUUUGGGCAUAACAAGCUCGAAGAGAAGAAGGAGAGCAAAUUCUUGAAAUUUUUAGGGUUUAUGUGGAAUCCCUUAUCUUGGGUCAUGGAAGCUGCAGCUAUAAUGGCGAUUGCUCUUGCCAAUGGAGGAGGAAAGCCUCCUGACUGGCAGGAUUUUGUGGGUAUCAUUAUUUUGCUUUUCAUAAACUCUGCCAUUAGUUUCGUUGAAGAAAACAACGCCGGCAACGCUGCAGCAGCUCUUAUGGCUCGAUUGGCCCCGAAAGCGAAGAUUCUACGAGAUGGAAGAUGGAAUGAGGAAGAUGCUGCGAUUCUAGUUCCUGGGGAUGUAAUUAGUAUAAAACUCGGAGAUAUUAUUCCUGCAGAUGCUCGUUUGCUUGAUGGUGAUCCUUUAAAGAUUGAUCAGUCUGCUUUAACAGGUGAAUCACUUCCCGUGACAAAAGGCCCGGGGGAUGGUAUCUAUUCUGGUUCUACUUGCAAGCAGGGUGAGAUUGAGGCGGUUGUAAUUGCCACCGGAGUUCAUACUUUCUUUGGAAAAGCUGCUCAUCUUGUUGACACAACCAAUCAAGUCGGUCACUUUCAAAAGGUCUUGACAGCCAUCGGUAACUUCUGCAUUUGCUCGAUUGCCGUGGGCAUGCUUAUCGAGAUUAUAGUCAUGUUCCCAAUUCAAGAUAGGAAAUAUAGGCCCGGAAUAGACAAUCUCCUUGUGCUUCUUAUUGGAGGAAUCCCUAUUGCUAUGCCGACCGUUCUUUCUGUAACAAUGGCCAUUGGAUCUCAUCGAUUAGCUCAGCAGGGAGCCAUUACGAAAAGAAUGACGGCCAUAGAAGAAAUGGCGGGCAUGGACGUGCUUUGCAGUGACAAAACAGGAACUUUAACACUAAACAAGCUCACUGUUGAUAAGAACCUUAUCGAGGUCUUUGCGAAAGGUGUAGAUGCAGAUACUGUCGUUUUGAUGUCGGCUCGAGCCUCCAGAAUUGAAAACCAGGAUGCAAUUGAUGCUGCUAUAGUUGGUAUGCUCGCUGAUCCAAAGGAGGCACGAGCUGGCAUUCAAGAACUGCACUUUUUGCCAUUUAACCCUACGGAUAAACGCACAGCCUUAACGUAUUUGGACAACGAGGGUAAAAUGCAUAGAGUCAGCAAAGGUGCACCCGAGCAGAUCUUGAAUCUUGCACACAACAAAUCAGAUAUUGAACGCCGAGUUCAUUCCAUCAUUGGCAAGUUUGCAGACCGAGGUUUACGGUCACUUGCUGUAGCUUACCAGGACGUUCCCGAGGGACGGAAAGAUAGCGCCGGAGGGCCAUGGCAGUUUAUAGGUCUCAUGCCUCUCUUUGAUCCACCGAGGCACGAUAGUGCUGAUACGAUUCGAAGGGCUUUGGAUCUUGGAGUAAAUGUUAAAAUGAUUACAGGGGAUCAACUGGCGAUCGGGAAAGAAACGGGCCGCCGUCUAGGAAUGGGAACAAACAUGUAUCCUUCAUCUGCUUUACUCGGCCAACAUGCCGAUGAGUCGAUUGCUGCUUUACCGAUCGAUGAACUAAUUGAGAAAGCCGAUGGUUUUGCUGGCGUGUUCCCUGAACACAAAUACGAAAUAGUAAAACGGUUACAAGCCCGGAAACACAUUUGCGGAAUGACGGGUGAUGGCGUUAAUGAUGCUCCUGCCCUUAAAAAGGCCGAUAUCGGGAUCGCCGUGGCUGAUGCUACCGAUGCAGCCCGUGGUGCAUCAGACAUCGUCCUCACUGAACCAGGACUCAGUGUUAUCAUUAGCGCCGUCUUGACCAGUCGAGCCAUCUUCCAGAGGAUGAAGAAUUACACGAUUUAUGCUGUUUCUAUUACAAUUCGGAUUGUGCUUGGUUUUAUGCUGCUGGCGUUAAUAUGGAAGUUCGACUUCCCGCCUUUUAUGGUGCUUAUAAUUGCUAUCCUUAAUGACGGUACCAUAAUGACGAUAUCGAAAGAUCGAGUAAAGCCGUCUCCUCUUCCAGAUAGCUGGAAAUUAGCCGAGAUUUUUACAACGGGUGUCAUUCUUGGUAGUUACUUGGCGAUGAUGACCGUCAUAUUCUUUUGGGCGGCAUACAAAACGGACUUUUUCCCGCGUACAUUUGGAGUAACGACGCUUGAGAAAACAGCUCAUGACGACUUCCGAAAGCUAGCUUCAGCCAUAUAUCUUCAAGUCAGCACGAUCAGCCAGGCACUCAUAUUCGUAACACGAUCUCGUAGUUGGUCCUUUGUCGAACGACCUGGUUGGCUGCUUGUCACGGCCUUUGCGGUUGCCCAAUUGAUUGCUACUUUAAUCGCGGUGUAUGCAAACUGGAGUUUUGCCGCAGUAGAAGGAAUUGGGUGGGGCUGGGCCGGUGUUAUCUGGCUCUACAAUAUCAUCUUCUACUUCCCGCUCGAUCUCAUCAAGUUCUUCAUCCGUUAUGCGCUCAGUGGCCGGGCCUGGGACCUUGUUAUCGAGAGGAGGAUUGCAUUCACAAGACAAAAGGAUUUUGGGAAGGAACAACGGGAGCUGCAAUGGGCUCAUGCGCAAAGAACGCUUCACGGACUUGAAGUUCCCGACACAAAAAUGUUUGGUGAUCGAACGAAUGUCACGGAGCUCAACCAGAUGGCGGAGGAAGCCAAACGAAGAGCAGAGAUCGCAAAGUAA
Cynara cardunculus var. scolymus (artichoke) is the source of this 2828-nucleotide messenger RNA. Its product is annotated as plasma membrane ATPase 1-like. Lineage: Eukaryota; Viridiplantae; Streptophyta; Magnoliopsida; Asterales; Asteraceae. The coding region runs from base 48 to 2828 and encodes 926 amino acids. The record is from RefSeq and is a predicted model, not a curated record. Gene Ontology annotation, biological process: proton export across plasma membrane; regulation of intracellular pH. Gene Ontology annotation, cellular component: plasma membrane. The transcript is spliced from 20 exons. Gene Ontology annotation, molecular function: P-type proton-exporting transporter activity; ATP hydrolysis activity; ATP binding.